AUGGAUGUCAUCGCAACUCUACGAGCGGAAGUCGAACACCAGUUCGAUGCUGUUAUGCAAACACAAGGAUACCUGACAACAUGGAAACCCAAACCUCUUCGGCCCCGUCACAAGGCCAUGGACCUCUCAGCCUUCCCAGUGGAGAUCCGACACAUGAUCUAUGGACACCUCUUUCCAGAAGUCGCCGCCGACUCACCGUACAAAAUCAGGAUAGACCGAAUGUGGACGUGGACGCGAUCAGGGAAAGGACCGCCCUGGCGAAAAUCCUGGCGGCAUGAUAUCCUACGUCAGUAUCAAGUUCGGCGAGUAGGUCGCUAUAGGUACAAACUCGUUCGCGAUGCUCGCGAGGAGUAUCAAGGUCUUCGGAACACCCGCAACAACAAAAUCUUACAACGAAUUGAAUGGACUGACCGGUUGAGAGACAUCUCCCUCACAUCCCGCUUUCUGCGUGUGGACGUCGCGCAGUGGCUCUAUCCCCGCUGUGCCUGGGGCUUUCAAUACGUCCCCGACGCGUUCAAGUUCUUCGGUCAGUCCGAGCUGGUGCGAGAUCAUGUCAAAGCAAUCUCAUUCGAAUGCAUCGACAACAACGGCUAUCGCCAAAGCUUCAAUAGACCAUGGUCAGACCAGGAUGUCCCAGCACUUGUCGCACUACUACCAAACCUAGCCGUGCUUCAACUCACGAUGCCCGUCCAUUGGGGUGGUGAGGCUGAUCCGGUCACGAAGACGGGCUUCAAGAUACCCGACCUGAGGGUAGUUAAGACCAUUUUGGACAAUCAUCCUAAGCUACGCAGGGCCAUUGGGUUCAUGCUAGAUUCGGAACAGCCUUACCGUGCGCAUCGCGGAAUCACUUCCAAGGGAACAUUGCAGUUGCUGUCGGAUGACACGUUUCCGAAUAGAACUUGUUGUGAUGCGGAUGUUGAUGUUAGCGGGAUAUUAAGAGCAUUCGAUGCUAAGGUUGAUGCUAGGGUGCGUAAGCGGAAAGCGACAGAGGAGGCAAAACCGAAGAAGCCAAAACGACGUGAAUCGAAGAAUACUGAAUGUGUCGAGCAACAUCGGCCCCUGACACGGUCGUUGACAAAGGGGGCUUUUGAUGCUAAGGUCGAUGCUGGGGUGCGUAAGCGGAAAGCGACAGAGAAGGCGGAAGCGAAGAAGUCAAAACGACGUAAGCCGGAAACCAGUGGGUGCGUCGAGCAGCACCGGCCUUUGACACGGUCGUUGACGAGACUGAGGAAUCACGCGUCUCUAGCGAGUAAUUCUUGA
Cyphellophora attinorum is the source of this 1260-nucleotide messenger RNA. RefSeq lists its product as uncharacterized. The record is from RefSeq and is a predicted model, not a curated record. The transcript has a single exon. NCBI's taxonomy places the organism in Eukaryota, Fungi, Ascomycota, Eurotiomycetes, Chaetothyriales, Cyphellophoraceae. Bases 1 to 1260 code for a protein of 419 amino acids.